AUUGUGCGCAUGUCCUCUGCGUGUAGACAUUAAUUACCGACAUUGCGAUGAUUACUCCGGAUACGUCAUAAUGAGACCGUGUCACGUGUGAGAUAAAAGUCGCGCUGAUGGUUGUGGAAGUAAACAAGAUGAUGUAGAGAAAGUAGACAAGGUACGAUAGGAAGUCGCGUGAAAAAUUAACAAAAAUUUAAACAACAUGACUGAGAAUGGAGAGAAUUCAACAAACGGUCAUUGUUCAGACGAACUUCAACAAUUAACCACGUGCGUAAAUUGCAACACUUCGUUCGCUGUUGUUGAUAACACAUGGCAGACUUGUAAAGCGAGAGCUUUAGAAAAGAAACUUGCUUUGAUCGCCGGUAAAGCGGCCUUUGACCUCGAGGCAUAUGUGUUCAAACAGGUUUUACCUGCGAAUCUAGUUCGUCCUCAUAUAUUUCCUCGCACUAUCGAUGAGAUGACCAGUUACAUCGAGAAUUGCAGUACGGAAGCCGAAAGAGAGAAUAUGAGAACAUCUCGUGCGAAAUGGAAUGAAUUACGUUCAAGAAUAAACUGGACUGUUGUUCACGAGCAAGUGUUGGCGAGCGCAAAACAAAGUUAUUUUAUGAUAAAACCGCCGUCAGAUAUGGUGAAGGAAAUCAACGCGAACAAACGAACUAAGCAAGAUUUAAUUCUUGCAUUUCGAACUGCGUUGCCUGUACAUUUAAGACCGGGGGGUGAUGAGUUUGUCGAAAUUAUUGAUAAACUAAAUCUUAUAUAAUGACUUUGUUGUUUUUUGAUAUUAGUGUGACUCUAGAAGUUUUUGAAUAUUAUCAUAGUCUGAGAUAAAUCAUGACGCCCGCCACGUCUGUCUGCGGUAAUGUUUGUUUGAUUAUGUGUGCAAUGAAACAUGUAUGUAAAUCAA
Messenger RNA from Xenia sp. Carnegie-2017, 898 nucleotides. RefSeq lists its product as uncharacterized. Lineage: Eukaryota; Metazoa; Cnidaria; Anthozoa; Malacalcyonacea; Xeniidae. The record is from RefSeq and is a predicted model, not a curated record. Bases 197 to 754 code for a protein of 185 amino acids. The transcript has a single exon.